Messenger RNA from Colletes gigas, 1651 nucleotides. Its product is annotated as U3 small nucleolar RNA-associated protein 15 homolog. Gene Ontology annotation, molecular function: protein binding. Gene Ontology annotation, cellular component: nucleolus. The record is from RefSeq and is a predicted model, not a curated record. Gene Ontology annotation, biological process: rRNA processing; positive regulation of transcription by RNA polymerase I. Bases 86 to 1651 code for a protein of 521 amino acids. The transcript is spliced from 5 exons. Lineage: Eukaryota; Metazoa; Arthropoda; Insecta; Hymenoptera; Colletidae.
UCAAUGGCAACAACUUCCAUCAAUUGUCAACAAGAGAAGUUUACUCCCUCUACUAGGUUUUAUUACAGCUGACAUUUUUAAAGAAAUGGCAUCCUUUAAGAAGAUAAAUACUAAAGUAUUUGCAAGAUCAGGAUCUGAAUUAACUCCUGAUAAUAUAUACUGGAAAAAGUAUACUACUCCGGUCUUGGUUAAGGAAUUCGGACCGAUUGAUUACAUAGAUUUUUCACCCGUGGAACCGCAUUAUUUUGCUGUUACUUGUUCAGUAAGAGUACAAGUGUACAAUCCAAUUACAAAGCUAGUCACAAAAAACCUUAGUAGAUUUAAGGAAGCUGCUUAUGGAGGCUCCUUCCGCAACGAUGGAAAAUUACUUUGUGCUGGUGGAGAAGAAGCGGUCGUCAGACUUUUUGAUGUUAACACAAAAAGCCUUCUACGGCUGUUUUCUGGACACAAAGCAUCCGUGCAUAGAACACUUUUUACUGCAGAUAAUCAUCACAUUGCAUCUUUCUCUGACGACAAAACUGUCAUAGUUUGGGAUAUACCUACUGAAAAGCAAACUAUAUCUUUUAACGAACAUUCUGAUUAUAUCAGAGCUGGUGCAGUUAGUCCAAUCUCCAAAGACAUACUGUUGUCUGGAGGUUAUGACAAACACAUAUAUAUGUAUGAUACAAGAACAAACACAAAAAUUCUUAAUGUAAACCAUGAAGCUCCUGUUGAAAGUUUGUUAUUCUUGCCAUCCGGUGGAAUAUUUUUAUCUGCAGGUGGAACUGAAAUUAGAGUAUGGGAUGCACUUGCUGGUGGCAGAUUGCUUGCAAAGAUCACCCAACAUCAUAAAACUGUAACUUGCCUAAAAAUAGCUUCAAAUGGUCACAGAAUUUUGUCCGGUUCAUUGGAUAGACAUGUCAAAAUUUAUGAUUCUGGAACAUACAAAACUGUCCAUUCUUUAGAUUAUCCAAAUUCAGUUCUAAGCAUAGGGAUCAGUUCGAACGAUGAAACUAUUGUAGCUGGUAUGGUGGAUGGCUUAAUUUCUGUGAGAAGACGAGAAGAAGAUGUUAAAAAUGAAAAGCCCCAGCGUAAAAAAGUAUCGUAUAGACAUUCCGGUAAAAAUUUGCACGCACCGCACGUAGAUAUGGUGGUGCACGAAGAAAUGAAAGAAAUUAUGGCCAAACACGAUACCUAUUUAAGAAAGUUUCAAUACUCCAAAGCAUUGGACUGUGUAAUGGCGAAUUAUGUUGUGAAUAAAACACCGCACGUUACGGUUGCACUCAUGCAGGAACUUAUCAGAAGACAAGGUUUAAAACAAGCCCUUAGCGGUAGAAAUGGAAAGUCUCUUGUAAAUAUUCUUAAAUUUUUGAACAAGCAUAUAGGAAGUGUUCGAUUUGGAAGAGUAUUAUUACAUGUUGCUAAUGUUUUAAUGGACGUCUAUGAAGAUCAUUUGGAUGAACUUGCAGCAGAACCACGAAAAAUGUUUACGAUAUUAGCAUCGAAAUUGGAAGAAGAAGAAAAUUUAAUAUUAGCAUUGUCAGAAUUGCAAGGAAAGUUACACAUGAUACUAUCUGCUGCAGAAACUGUACAUCCAACACCAGUCAAAGAUUCUCAGGUUUUAGAACCCUCGAGUGCUGCUCAAAAGAAUCUAAUAUUAAGUAUAGCAUAA